CCCUUUCUGAGGUAAACAUACAACAUACAAUGAUCUCACGGUAACAAUACGAGGCGCAAUAUGGCGCCGCCUGAUUCAUCAUCAUCAUCAUCAUCAUCAUCACCACCCACCAGUCCGACCAACACCACGACCCCGACACCAACCCCUACUCCUUCUCCUAUCCCACCUCCCGUCCCGGUCGAGACCCAUCCCAACCGUGCAAAACCACAAGCGAACCGGCUCCCCUCGGAUCCCACACGUCUCGCGCCCGAAGAUGCAUUCAGAACAUUCUCUCCACCACGUCUGCGACCUGUCCCAGAGAUCGCUGGCUCGGCAGCUGCGUCUGCGGCGGCGGCGGCCCUUCGACCUGCAGUCGCAUCGCUGCGAGCACCCCCGGCCAUCCCUCCGGUCGCAGCCAGGCUAGCGGAAGAGAAACGACGCGCGGCGAGCAGGAGACGUAGGCAACCGCAUGUGUGGAAGAAACUGCUCUGGAUCAAACAGCAUGGGUUCCCGGACAAUUACACAGACACGGAAACAUUCUUGGAUCAUCUGCAGAGAAACCCGAGGUUGCAGCCGUACGAUUUUUGGCCUCUGGUAGCAGACUCGGCCGUCAUUGUGCAGCAUGUAUGUUCGGUCGCCAUCUUCGUCUGUGCCUACGCAGGGAUUUAUCAGGGUCGUCUGUCCCCGGUUUCGGUGGUGACUUGCGGUACCGUCGCGACAAUGGCUUGUUGGAUCGUGUGGGACUAUUGGAUGGGUCAGGAAGAGGCAGAAGAGAUGGCAGCAGCAAAAAAGGCCAACCGAUUGUCUGUCGACGUCGACGACGGUUCGAGCACAAGUUCUACGGGUUCGUCGAAACUAAUGAUGAAUGGCAAUGGUCAUGCCAAUGGACACGCGAACGGCAGCAUCGGCGGUCGUGGGCUCAGCCUGAAAUUAUCAACCACGAAUUUGGCAGUCAAUGACAAUGAGUCAAGAUUCUCUGGGAAGCAUGGCCAGUCUCUAUCAAAGUCAUCCUUCCAGUCAAUUUCACCCAUUGACGCACUGGGUGAUUCACAGAUGGAACCGUUUCCAGAUCUUCGGCCCACCACAUCUCGACCGCAGGAACCCAAAUCUCCUAGCAUCGUAUACUCGCCGACGACCCUACCCGCCUCCAUUUCACCUCGCAACCAAGCACGCCUAAAGACUCUCAAGUCGGCCGGAUUGAUUUACUUUGCCCUCAUCGGCUUGUCCCCGAUCCUCAAAUCUCUGACGAGAUCGACUUCUUCUGAUUCUAUCUGGGCCCUUGCCACGUGGCUUCUCAUGGUCAAUAUUUUCGGAUUCGACUACAGCAGCUUGUACGUCCCUACAAAACCACACUCAGCCGCGACCUCACCAGACAUUCCCAAAUCCACCCCGGGCGAGACAACGAGACCACCUCCCAAAGCAUCAUUUCGUGCUCCUGCGUUUCCAUCGUCCUUGUCGACGAAUGCCGCUUUGAUGGCGAGUACGGUAUUGGCAUCCCGACUACUUACCACGACGGCCGUGUUCAGUCUCACCCUCUUUUCGAUUCAGGUGUUUGGAUUGUUUCCAGUAUUUCGACGCCAUCUUCGCCACAAGUCCUUCAACUACCAUCUACUUCUUACCUUUGCUCUCGUCACUAUGUCGACCUGUGGUUUAGGAUUGAUUCUGUCCAAGUCCUACACCCACACAUAUGGUGAUUGUGGCUUCUGUCUGGGCUGGAUCUGGCAUGUCAUCAAGCGGUGCACCAUUGGAUUCGCCAUUGGAGGGUUUGGAACGGCAUUCGUCAUGGGAGGUUGUUCAUGGUGGUUGAUCGGACUACAGCGGUAUAAAAAUGUAGUCAUUGGGCCAUGGGAUCCAGCCAAACCCGUGCUUACUGGUGGCGGUAUGUAUGGGCGUAGUAGAACAGGUACCGAAUAA
Molecule: messenger RNA, 1893 nt
Organism: Exophiala oligosperma
Lineage: Eukaryota; Fungi; Ascomycota; Eurotiomycetes; Chaetothyriales; Herpotrichiellaceae
Exons: 1
Coding region: 61-1893 (610 amino acids)
Biological process (GO): GPI anchor biosynthetic process
Cellular component (GO): glycosylphosphatidylinositol-N-acetylglucosaminyltransferase (GPI-GnT) complex; membrane
Source: RefSeq, a predicted model, not a curated record